AUGGCUUUGCGCUUUUGCAACACCAUCACUGGCAAGGUGCUGGAUUUUAUUGAAGUAAAACUGUUGGUGAACGACCCCAAAGAGCGAAUUUUAUCAAGAAAGUUGGUCCGGGUGCUUGAGGAAAUUAUUGUUCAAGCGAAACAUGAUUAUGACACGGCUAUAAAGAAUCGCGGAAUGCUCCCAGACGAAUUCUUCAAGGAGUUGCAGGAUCUGGAUAUUGAAAAAUAUGGAAGCAUCCAUGUCAGCGAAAGCCCCGACGCUGACAGCAGUGACGAUGAAGAAGCAGCUCAUGAAGCUCGGCAGUCCCAGUCUUCCCGUAGUGCUAGUUUGGACAGAUCGUCAGUCAGCGGAGCGAAGUCACCUACCGAUGACGAAAAGACUGAGGAGGCGCCUAGUCCCAGGACUCAACACAGAAAGCUACCAAUCUCUUCUGCAGAACAACACCAGCCUGCCUCAAGCACAUAUAGUGAUGCAGCGACCCAUCGCCCGCCUAGUUCGAGCCGAAACCGAGACUCAUCACCGGAUGAGCACUCUGUUUCCAACCUUGAGAGAGACUCCUCGAUGGAUCGCAGGUCAACCCCAAGCCGUGAGGGGAGUCCCUCUGUUGACGGCGAGCGAGACCUCUGGUCUUUUGGUUUUGGAAUCCCGAAGGCUCGUGCUAAGGCUCGUGCGAAGGGGCAGAAGCAAGAAAGAACCGCAUCCAAGAAAAAUGAUGGAUUUGAUUGGGAAGCAUGGGGUCAGGCUGCUGCUCGUACCGACAUGAUGCCACCAGCAAUGCCUGUUUAA
Molecule: messenger RNA, 786 nt
Organism: Podospora bellae-mahoneyi
Lineage: Eukaryota; Fungi; Ascomycota; Sordariomycetes; Sordariales; Podosporaceae
Exons: 2
Coding region: 1-786 (261 amino acids)
Source: RefSeq, a predicted model, not a curated record